UUCAUGGGCAAGCCAUCUCUUUGAUUAUUUUCAUAUAUUUUAUGCUUUGAGUCUUUUUUUUCUUUUCUUCUUCUCAUUUUAUUGUUUUCUGAGAGUAUACACAUUCUACAUGUUACAAUAGUUUUAAACAUGAUUUUUGAUACCUCUCUGUGUUCUCAAAACCAUUAACUCAUCUGUGUUCUCAUAACCAUUAACUCAUCUGUGUUCUCAUAACCAUUAACUCAUCUGUGUUCUAUAAGUAUCUUCUGCAAGAGGCAUCAAGAGCUGGAAAGAGAAAACGGCAGAGAUGGCAAAGUAUAAGGUGGACAAGGAUUUGGGUUGUGGUUUUAUGGGUGGGAUUUUCCAGUGCAGAAGCUACUGGUCUAGAAAAUCCUCUGUUCAUUCACUACCUUCAAACAGUAGCAAAAAUGAUUUGAAAGCACCAAUCAAUGAUAAUUAUUCUACAAAGUCUGAAGAAUCCAAGAGCCAACAACCCAAAUCCACAGAGGCUGCUAUUGUAGUCUCCUCCAAUUCGGGUAGACAUUCUCCGAAUCGAGACUCGAAACAUGCCAGGAAGCCUAGCUUGGGUCAUCCAAGGCUUUCAGCUUGUCACCAGAAGGUUCAACCGAGAAGGCAUUCAGAUGCUGGAAGAAGGUCAACAUCUUCAUCCAAUGGUACUUCAAGCCAAAUCAAGGUGUUGCAAAUCCAGGACUUGUCGAAAGAGACGAAGCUACAAAGGGCAUCCACUACUAGCUCUGCAGAGCUCAGUAGGAAGAUCACUGAUCACCAGCAAGCCAAUGAAAGCAAACCUCUGGUCCGAGCCACUUCAAGUAAUAUGGUGAUUUCAGGACAGUUGGGGAACUUGAGGCAGCCCGGAGUUUCGAAUCAGGCGGCUAGCAAUAGUCCCAUUGCAACAAUCAAGACUCUGACUUAUCAUCCUAGAAAUCUUGAAGACUCGAAUUCGACACCUACCAGAAAAAAUGGAUUUGGAAAACUAGGAGGCAAUGUUGUGAUGGGUAACAUUGUGAGGAAGAACAGUGAUGAGUUUGGAGGUCUUGCCUGGAACAAGUUAGACCCUGAGGUGUUGAAGUCCAUGGGAAAUGAGGCAUACAAACAGGGCAGAUUUGAAGAGGCCUUGGCUUUUUAUGACCGAGCAAUUGCUUUGGAUUCAAAUAAGGCUGCUUAUCACAGCAAUAAAGGAGCAGCUUUGGUUGGUUUAGGCCGUCUCAUCGAGGCGGUUUUCGAAUGCAAAGAAGCAAUCCAGAUUGAGCCUUCUUAUCACAAAGCUCAUCAUCGGUUGGCAACAACUUAUCUCAGAUUGGGAGAAGCAGAGAAAGCAUUGGAUCACUACAAACACUCGGGCCCAUAUGCUAACUCGAAAGACGUUGACCAAUGUCAGGCUCUUCAAAAAUGCCUCAGCAGAUGCACUGAAGCUCAGAAAUUACAAGAGUGGAAUAUUUUGCUGAACGAGACCCAGCUAGCAAUUUCCUCAGGUGCCAAUUCUGCUCCACAGGUCUUUGCUCUACAAGCUGAGGCCUUGCUGAAGCUUCACAGACAUCAAGAGGCCUAUGCCACCUACCAAAAACGACCCAGUUUCAGCAUUGAUAUAUGCACCAAGUUCUUUGGCUUGGCAAGUAGUGCUUAUCUGUUAAUGAUUGGGGCUCAGGUUUACUUGGCUGCUGGCAGGUUUGAAGAUGCUAUAGCUGCAGCUCAGAAUGCAGCACGACUCAAUCCAAGUGACAAGAAUGUCACUGCGGUGGUGAAGAGGGCUCGAGCUGUUGCAUCAGCCCGAGUGAGUGGUAACCUUCUCUUUAAGGCAUCAAAAUUUUCGGAAGCAUGUGUAGUGUAUAGUCAAGGACUGCAGCAUGAUCCACACAACUCAGUUUUACUAUGCAACCGAGCAGCUUGUCGUACUAAACUGGGACAAUUUGAAAAGGCCAUUGAUGAUUGCAAUGCAGCACUUAAUGUGCUGCCUUCUUACAGCAAGGCUAGGCUGCGCCGGGCUGAUUGCAACGCCAAGUUAGAAAGGUGGGGGGCUUCAAUUCAAGAUUAUGAAGUUCUGAUAAGAGAAACUCCUGGAGAUGAGGAAGUUGGCAAGGCUUUGUUUGAAGCCAAGAUCCAGCUCAAAGCACAACGCGGCGAAGAUAUUAAGGACAUGAAAUUUGGUUCAAAUUUGGUCCUCAUCUCCAGCAAUGAGCGCUUCAGACAUUUUGUGACCUCUCCAGGGAUGUCUGUGGUGCUGUUUUGUAGCAAAACCAAACAAAAGCAAGUGUUGCAAGCCCUACAUCAAGUCUGCACAAGAUUCCCAUCUGUCAAUUUUCUCAAGGUGGAGGUGGAAGACCAUCCAUACUUGGCCAAAAUGGAGGAUGUGAGCACAAUCCCAGCCUUCAAGAUAUACAAAAAUGGAUCAAGGGUCAAAGAAAUUCCAGGCAGCAACCAUGAAUUAUUAGAAAGCUCAGUCAAAUUGUACAGCAGUUGAGGAUUCUUAAGUUAAAAAGAAGACAUAUUACACUUGAUAUAUUGUUCAUAGGCAAGGUGACAGGCAGCAGAAACUUCACAUCUUGCAAAAGAAGAAAGCCCACAUGACAGAAUAAAAAUAGAAAUUGAUUGGGCCAAUUAUAUGUGCUUAAUAACUUUGCCUGCAUUGCACAUAAAGCAAAAAGGGUGGGAAGAGAAUCAAUGCAAAAGAUAAAAUCACGGAAGAAAGAAAUUUGAGUGGAGUUUUAUUGUAUUUCUUCAUCUGAUUCUUUUAAAAAAAAAAUCUUUUGAAAGUUUUAUGGGGUCCUAUGUUCUCCCAACCCCAUAUGUUGCACACCAACCUGGCAAGCAAACAUGAAUUGUGGUUGAUCAGAGGAAGUUUCAUAUUUGUUCUCUGUUUUUGUCUUUUCAAAACCUAGAAAUUAUGUUAUCAAAAGGUUGACUGAUUAGGACUGGUAUUAUA
Prunus mume (Japanese apricot) is the source of this 2920-nucleotide messenger RNA. RefSeq names its product TPR repeat-containing thioredoxin TTL1. NCBI's taxonomy places the organism in Eukaryota, Viridiplantae, Streptophyta, Magnoliopsida, Rosales, Rosaceae. Gene Ontology annotation, cellular component: cytoplasm. Gene Ontology annotation, molecular function: protein binding. The record is from RefSeq and is a predicted model, not a curated record.